UUUGUUAAAAGGAGAACACUUCCGACUUCUGGUUUCCGGUACAAGCCUACUUCCUUUUUAGCAAACCAUAAUCAUGGCGCAGCAGCUAUCGAAGAAGAGAAAGUUUGUGACCGAUGGAAUCUUCAAAGCUGAGCUUAACGAGUUUUUGACUCGUGAGCUGGCUGAGGAUGGGUACAGCGGUGUGGAGGUGCGCGUCACCCCUACCCGUACUGAGAUCAUCAUCCUGGCCACCCGUACCCAGAACGUUUUGGGAGAGAAGGGUCGCCGCAUCAGGGAGUUGACAUCUGUUGUGCAGAAAAGAUUUGGCUUUCCCGAGGGAACAGUUGAGCUGUAUGCCGAGAAGGUUGCCACCCGUGGUCUCUGUGCUAUUGCUCAGUGUGAAUCUUUGAGAUACAAACUGAUUGGAGGUCUUGCUGUCAGAAGGGCCUGUUAUGGUGUCUUGAGAUUCAUCAUGGAGUCCGGCGCCAAGGGCUGUGAAGUCGUCGUGUCCGGAAAACUGAGAGGCCAGAGGGCAAAGUCCAUGAAGUUCACCGACGGACUCAUGAUCCACAGCGGUGAGCCGCUGAACGACUACGUGGACACCGCUGUCAGACACGUCUUGUUGAGACAAGGUGUAUUGGGCAUCAAAGUAAAGAUCAUGUUGCCGUGGGAUCCCACUGGCAAGAUUGGCCCUAGGCGCCCCCUGCCCGACCACGUCAGCAUCGUGGAACCCAAGGACGAGGCCCCGCCCGCACAGCCCUACAGCGAAGCCAAGGGGGUCAAGCCCACGGACGCUCCUCCAUCUGCCCUGGGACCUGUCGGCCCUGCUCCGUGAAGUGGAUCAAGCCAUGUGGAGUUGGAAGAUUAGGUGUUGAAUUGACAACCAAUUAUAAUAAACUCAAAGAGAGUUACACAG
Molecule: messenger RNA, 895 nt
Organism: Aplysia californica (California sea hare)
Lineage: Eukaryota; Metazoa; Mollusca; Gastropoda; Aplysiida; Aplysiidae
Product: 40S ribosomal protein S3
Exons: 6
Coding region: 74-814 (246 amino acids)
Biological process (GO): translation; positive regulation of apoptotic signaling pathway
Cellular component (GO): cytosolic small ribosomal subunit; nucleus
Molecular function (GO): structural constituent of ribosome; RNA binding
Source: RefSeq, a predicted model, not a curated record